Molecule: messenger RNA, 953 nt
Organism: Callorhinchus milii (elephant shark)
Lineage: Eukaryota; Metazoa; Chordata; Chondrichthyes; Chimaeriformes; Callorhinchidae
Product: chymotrypsin-like elastase family member 2A
Exons: 8
Coding region: 64-870 (268 amino acids)
Biological process (GO): proteolysis
Molecular function (GO): serine-type endopeptidase activity
Source: RefSeq, a predicted model, not a curated record
AUAAAUGGAACACUCUGGCCGCUUGGUUGGUGGUUGUUGGUUUGUGCCCAGGAACUUGCAACAAUGAUCCGCUUUGCCUUCGCUGCUCUCCUCGUGGCUUACGUUCACGGCUGUGGAGACCCCACCAAUAAGCCUGUCCUCUCCAGGGUGGUGGGAGGCGAGGAUGCUCAACCCAACAGCUGGCCAUGGCAGAUCUCUCUCCAAGUGGCUCGAGACGGCAGUUGGUUUCAUACAUGCGGUGGAUCCUUAAUUGAUCAGAGAUGGGUUAUAACAGCAGCUCAUUGCAUUAGCUCCAAAAACAUCUACAGAGUAGCCUUGGGGAAACAUGUUCUCUCAGCAUCCGAGGAAGGCUCCAUGUUUGUUGACGUUGAGAAAACAUUUACUCACGAGAAGUUCAUCAUAAUCUUUGCUGUCAACGGCUAUGACAUCGCUCUCGUAAAACUCGCUGAGCCAGUUCCGCUGACUGACAAGAUCGAGUUGGGUUGCAUUCCCCCUGCGGAAUCCAUCCUCGUCAACAAUUACAGCUGUUACAUCAGUGGCUGGGGGCUGCUGCAGGCUGGAGGGUCUGUGUCUGACGUCCUACAGCAGGCUCUCCUCCCCGUAGUGGACUACCCCACAUGCUCGCUUCUGACCUGGUGGGGGCCAUUUGUGAAGGAGAGCAUGGUGUGUGCAGGAGGCGAUGGAGUGGUCUCAGGAUGUAACGGUGACUCGGGGGGGCCCCUGAACUGCCAGAAUGCUGAGGGAGCCUGGGAGGUUCAUGGCAUUGUGAGCUUCGGCUCAGCUCUCUGUAGCCACAAGAACAAACCCACUGUCUUCACCAGGGUCUCGGCCUACAACAACUGGAUCAGUCAGAUAAUGAUGAAUAAUUAAGUCUACCCACUCGGAGCCUAGCUGAGGAUUGUUAACACAUUCCUGUAAUAAAUGUACUCAAAUAAAAGUCCUCAUCACUUUGC